AUGGCUAACGUCGCUCUAAUUGGUUCUACGGGCAUGGUGGGCUCCCACAUCCUCACCAGCCUACUCUCCAACAGCGGCGUGAAUCGCGUCGACACAAUUUCCCGCCGAGCCCCCCACGCAGCCACCGCGGGCCCCCAAACCAAGCUCACUACCUUCGUGUCUGACGACACCUCGAAAUGGGGCUCGCAGCUCGCGGCGCUGACACCCGCACCCGAGAUCUUCAUGUCCGCCUUCGCCACAACCCGAGGCAACGCAGGCGGCUUUGAGAACCAGCACAAGAUCGAACACGGACUGAACGUCGAGCUUGCGCGCGCGGCGCGCGACGCCGGCUCAAAGGUCUACGUGCUGAUCUCGGCGCAAGGCGCGAGCAAGGAUUCCCGUAUUCCCUAUUCACGCAUGAAGGGUGAGAUUGAGGAGGAUGUGAAAGCGCUUGGUUUUGAGCGGACUGUUAUUCUGCGCCCCGGGUUGAUCUCGGGUACUCGUGAGGAGAGUCGCCCCUUGGAGGCUGGGAUUCGCUUUAUUGCGAGCUGGGCAGGGAAGGUUCAUUCGAGUUUGAAGGAUGGGUGGGCACAGGAUGCAGAUGUCAUUGGGAAGGCCGCUGUUAAUGCUGGAUUGAAGGCGUUGAAAGGGGAUGUCCCGGAGGGAAGUGAGAAGGUAUGGGUUGUUGAGGGGAAGAGUAUCAUUGAGCUUGCAAAUGAGUCUUGA
Messenger RNA from Penicillium cinerascens, 705 nucleotides. RefSeq lists its product as uncharacterized. The transcript has 2 exons. The record is from RefSeq and is a predicted model, not a curated record. Gene Ontology annotation, biological process: import into nucleus. Gene Ontology annotation, cellular component: cytoplasm. Lineage: Eukaryota; Fungi; Ascomycota; Eurotiomycetes; Eurotiales; Aspergillaceae. The coding region runs from base 1 to 705 and encodes 234 amino acids.